AUGAAACGCAGAAACAGCCCAAAUGGAAGAAAUUUUGCUGAAAUACGAGCCUUGUUACCCCCAGAAUGCGUUCCCAUUUGGGAUAAAAUGAUGAGCAUUGAUAUGUCAGAAUUUUUUACUGUCAAGAAAAAGACUUUACCCAUUGAAGACUGGAAAGGGCAUAAAAUGCAACCUUCAUUCAAAGCUGAAACCGUCCGGUUUGCUUAUGAAGAUUGGACGCCAAGAGAAGGCGACGUAUUCGUUGUGGCCUAUCCUAAAACAGGACUAAAUUGGACAAACGAAAUUGUAAAACAAUUGUUAUACUUUGGACAAGAACGAGACUACAGAAUAAUGUCAAGUCAGGCAAUGGUCAUGAGCCUUAUUGAAGGAGGGUGGUCUGAAAAAUACAAAAUAUUUGAUGCAAUGCCAUUAAAAAGAAGAAUAUUAUGCACACAUUUACCUGCACCAGUGAUAAAUGUCGACAAAAUCAAAAAGUCAACGCGAAGGUAA
Messenger RNA from Styela clava, 489 nucleotides. Lineage: Eukaryota; Metazoa; Chordata; Ascidiacea; Stolidobranchia; Styelidae. The record is from RefSeq and is a predicted model, not a curated record.